AUGAGCGCCUGGCGACCCUCUUGUGCCAGGCCUGGAGCUCCAGCUACGACGGCUACUACUAGCACCUCAUCUCGCUGGGAUGGUGGAAACUCGGCUUGGGCAUGGAGUGCCGCUGUGCGAGAAGAGGACGACUGGGCCGAAGGGUGUGAGUUAGGUGGAGCUGGGCCUGGCGAUGGAAGCCAACGUGACCCUUGGUGGGAACAACAUGUUGCUGACCCGUGGUCGGCCAAUGGGACUAGUGAUGGUAGCGGGGAGAUCAACAAGAAGUAUGGCCAGUUCAACUAUGAUGGAUGGUUAGAUGAUGAACAAAUGAGAAUGUUCAAUGUGGCGCAGGUGGAAAAGACCACUGCGGCUUCUCAUGGAAGGUGGCAAGGUGAUCAGGUGGCUCAUGGUGUAGGAAGUUGGAAUGAAAGUUGGUCGAACUAUGAUGCUGAAAAGGACAGAGGGAAACCAACUGAGAAACUGGUUGUACCAGAGUUUGAUGGAGAAGGAGGAAGUGACCAUGACCUUGGCAGAUCGGCAAGGUCAUACCUGAGAAAAAUUCAGGUUUGGCUGCGAUGCACGAAGUUGCCAGCGCACCAGCGUGCGUUGGCCCUUUACAAUGGCCUCAGCGGCAAAGCAUGGAUCUACGCUGAGGAGCUUGAUGUGGACAAGCUUGCGACGGAAAACGGGGUCUCCUACUUUUUGCAGUGGGUUCAGACCCGCUUCAUGGAGGUCGAAGUUUCAAAGGUGGCACAACUCAUGACUGACCUCUUCAAACGAGGGAGACGCCGUAGUGACCAACAGGUCAGAGACUUCAAUGUGGAGUUUGAGAGAAUGGUGCUACGUUUGACAGAGAUACAAUGCCAUGUUCCUCCACUCAUUAAAGCAUGGUUGUACCUGGACAAACUGCGACUCAGUGAGCAGGAGGAACUGGCGCUCUUGUCAAGCGUCAACAAUGAGUAUGACUGCAAGAAGCUGCAACAUGCGGCUUUGGUUCAGGACCGAGCCAUCCGACGGCCGGGGGCUUGGGGAGGUGAAGAUGCAAAAGGAGGUGGCAGGCGUUGGACGAGGCAGAGCGUCCACAUGACAACGAAUGAAGGUGGUGAGAUGUCUAGCGAGGAUGAGAAAGGCGAUGGUGACUCUGAUGAUGGUGAGAUUGUCGAUGAAGACACUGCUGUGGAGCACUACACAGCCUACAUGACAUACCAGGGAGCCAAGGCGAAAUACAAGGAGGUCUUGAAGGGCCGAGGUGUCGACCAACGUGCGGUGGAUCAGAGGAAUCAAGAACGUUUGAGGCUGGCAAAACAGAGGAGCUACUGCAGCGCCUGCAAACGCAGGGGUCACUGGCAUAAAGACCCGGAGUGCCCAUUGAGACAGCGGUCUUCGUCGGGAACUACCAGUGCUGCAGGUGCUGAGACUGUGCAGUCGGUGAACUUUGUGCACCAGUGCUUUGUGACGGACUCCGGUGUUCAGGCCUUGGACGAGAUCUACAUGACUGAGUAUGACUUGGCGGCAUCCCCUUGUCUUUGUCUUCGGCAAUCGCUUUUUGCAAUCCCUGGGUAUGACGUGGGCGCCGUUUGUGGUGGUGGUCUUCAGCGACAGCCCACUGCGAUCAAGGAGUUCGACAUCGGCACAUCCCCUUGUGUAUGUGUUCGGCAAUUGUCCCCUGCAUCUUCCUGCUUCAUGACUGAGGAGUGCAAUGGCGAGGGCUUCAUCAUGGACAAUGAGAAAGGCAUCCAGCACGGGCCCCAGGACGACAAGCUCCUGGCAAUCAUUGACACGGCUUGCACCAAAACCGUGGCUGGAUAUGCUUGGUUUGAGAAGUACGUUCAGGUCGCAGAUAGCUUAGGGCUUCCUGUACAGACCUUGGAUGAAAAUGAGCAUUUCAAAUUCGGAGCAUCCAAAGUUUACAGGUCAAUGUUUUCUGUGAAGGCAUGGUUUGCUAUUCAUGGCAAACAGUUUGGGGUCAGGGUUUCAAUUGUCCCCUGCAACGUGCCUCUUUUGUUCAGUAGACCCGUGCUGGGAAGUUUGGGCAUGUGCUAUGACGUUGCGAAGCAACAGGUUGGACUGGCUUCGCUGAAUCUCCAGGAGUUGCCACUCCUGACUAGCCCUACGGGACAUCCAGCACUUUUGGUCUCCGAUUUUGGCAAGAACCCAUUGCUGGGAGAGUUGCCGGAGUUUUCACCCGAAGCCGUGCACAUUCCAGCAUUCGAAGCAUACAUGAUCGUUUUCGCAAGCUCAAGACUGCGAUCAACGGCACAGCCGGCCCUGACGAACCUCUCGUCGCUGUCGAUGCCGGGCAGCGGAACGUCACCAUGGGCGAUGAGGAAGGGAGAGCUGGCAGAGGCUCUCGAGAUGCGUGGUGUGACCGUCCACCCCAACUGGUCGGUCCCGGAGCUCAGGUCCAUUCUUCUGGAGCAACUGGAAUUGGAGAAGCCGGCCAAGAACGAGAAUUCGAUGAAGGGACUGACGAAGCUCAGUCUGGCAGAGCUCAUUGCGGAGGCGGAGAAGCUGCAGAUCACUAUGCCUCCGAAACCCACACGUGGCCUGCUGAUGAGGAUGAUUCGAGACACCAAGAGCACUCCUGCACAGACCCUGGUGACCUUCGGCAAGUUCAAAGGAUGGAUGUACCAGGAGGUUCCCUUGGGCUAUCUCCAGUGGAGUGUGCAGGAGACUCGUGCGAAUCAGAACUCGCACCCCGACUUGGUCCGGCUGGCAGCAUGGGCACAGGGAGAGAUCGAGCGCCGGGAGAAGGCGUCAAGCAGUGGAACCCCGAUGCAGAAGGACCCGGAGGCAACGGCAGUGAUCCCACCUCCUCGCCUGAAGGCUAUGGGGCGGGAAAGCGACUCCUCGGACACAUCGUGGAGCAGGGUCGCAAGUUCCUGCCAAAAGUCUCGGGUUCGUCGUGGACCGGAAGUGAUCAGCGACAGCGACCUCGACGAGGAGCCGGAGGAUGUCAACCUCACCAUCAAGAAGCUGGAGGAUCGUCUGGCGGCGCUCAAGAAACGGGGCGUAAAGUAUGACUCAAACAACUUGGACACUCCGGACGAGUUCCAGGCUUUUGAGAAUGAGGACACGAUCGGGCUUAGCAGAUCUGGUGGGGAGAUUGAGUAUAAUCACUUCAACUUCAACGCUCCGGACGAGAAUGAAGUUUUUGUGAAUGACAUCAAGAAGGAUGCAACCCCGGGCGACUUGUGGAGUGAGUCACCUAGGGCAAGGGCAAGAGCAGGCAUGCGACGGAGGAGACUGGCAAAUCGGUCUGUGGCACAAAAGCUGCGAGCAGAAGUCGUUGGUCUCUUCGAGGUGAUGGUGGCAUGCACGCUUAUGGCUGGAAGCCUGACCCGGGAGAUCAUCGAGGACCCGCUUUGGGAGGCAUGGGCAGUAUUGCAGCCCAAACAUCAUGUGAAAGCACGAGAAGCCAAGACAGACUGCCUUGAACUUUUUGCCGGUGAAGCUAGGAUUUCUGGUGCCUACGCUCGGCGAAAACGAGCAGCGCUGCAGCCCCGUGAUGUCAGGUACAAUCACGACCUUCGUCGUGGGCAUGACCAAGAGGAAGUCCUUGAGGACAUUCUGCAUCAUAGGCCACGUUUGGUUUGGGUUGCACCUCCGUGCACAGUUUGGUGCAAAUUUUCUCAUUUGAACCAUAGCAAACAAGAGCUACGGCGACUGAGACAAAAGGAGUCCAAGCUUGUGAGGUUCACCAGCAGAGUUUUUGAGCUGCAAAGUGGACUCGGUGGCAUAGCUGUGAUCGAAAACCCUCGUGGGAGUGACUUGUGGCGACAUCCAGAGCUACAGCGAUUCCUGGGUGAGCGUGCAUGUUUUGCUGAUGUGGAUCUUUGCACUUUUGGGCUGCGCAGCUUGCAAGAUGGCAGGCCUCUGCGCAAGCCCUUGGCCUUGAUGACCAACGAUCAGGCCUUCGCUGAUGAAAUUUCCCAGCGGUGCCAAGAUCCAUCACAUGACCACCGACCAAUUCAAGGCAGAGAUACAGCAUGGACAGCAGUGUACCCAACCGCUUUUGCCACAGCUGUGGUCCAUGCGGUUGACAAAGCUUGGGCACAUCCAAAGGAGCUCUAUGUCCAGUACCCGACGGAUCUUGUCCCGGCGGAAGACUCCAAAGAUGAUCCCAACAAAGCGGAAGAGAUUGAAGAGUGGGCAGAGGAGCCAAUAGGAGCCAAUGCCAUAUCCUUCAAAGGCAAAGUGAACCCCAAGGUUGCAGCAGUCCUGAAGAGAGUCCACCAGAACCUUGGCCAUCCUCCCAACCGUGACCUCAUUCGUCACUUGAGGGUAGGUGGCGCACCUGAGAAUGUGGUCCGGGCGGCUGAGCAAAUGGUAUGCCGCACCUGUGAGCGCAGUGGGAGGCCACCUUCUUCUCGGGUAGCACAACCAUGCACCGCACUUGACUUCAACGAAGCCAUUGCCGCUGAUGUGAUCUGGCUGGACACGGCUGAUGCCAAGAACAAACCAGCGCUGAACAUCGUGGACCUGGCCUCAACUUACCAGGUGGUGGUGCCAGUCGAGAGUACCAAGUCGGAGGAGCUUGGCAGGGCCAUGUUGGAGGGAUGGAUCAAUUGGGCAGGCGCUCCAAAGCACUUGCUGGUGGACCUGGACUCUGGCUUUCGAGACCAAUUUCUACAACUGAUGGACAGCCGAUCCAUCACAGUGAGAUGUGCAGCUGGCCAAGCGCAUUGGCAGAAUGGAGUCUGCGAAAGACAUGGAGCCACAUGGAAAGCCAUCUGGAAGAAAUUGGUGGAGGACCUCACCAUUUUGGAGGAUGAGUUUGCGGAAGCCAUAGCAUGCACAAGUGACGCCAAAAAUCAGCUCAGAUGCGCAUGCGAUCUCUUCGACAGCCACUUGGGUCCGGAACAAUUUGACAAUAUCACGGCCGAUGAGAAGGUGAGCCGGGCACAUGCAAUCCGACUUGGUGCUCGCACAGCAUUUUUCAGCUGUCAGACCAAAGAUGCACUGCAACGAGCAUCCCAACACAAAGCCCGAGUCGACAAAGCCGACUACGAUGCCGGUGACCUUGUUUACAUCUAUCGUGAACUCCGGCAACGAAAAGGGAAAAAGAGCGGAAGUGCAUGGAUUGGACCAGGCACUAUCAUUGGACGUGAAGGACACAAUUUCUGGGUAGCACGUGGUGGAAGGUGCCUUCUUGCUGCACCAGAACAUUUGCGCAUUGCCCAUCAUGAGGAGAUUUCUGAGAUGAUCAGGCUCAAAACAUCCAUGAAGGAAUUGCGCGAGAUCAUCGACAAGGGAGAUGAUGACAUCAUCGACCAAGACUAUGAAGAUGGUGAUCACCGAGCUGGCGAGUCCGUGCCAGCUGACAUGGAAUGGGAACAAGACCCGCAUGGGGUGGAGGAACAAUUGGACAUGGAGGUGGAAGAAGCUGGAGGUGCAAUUGGACAAGCUCUCCGACGAGAAAGGCAGUUGGAGGCCCAUGCUCGUCGUCGGCAAGCGUUGGAUGACGUGCCCUUGAACUUGAAAAGACAACGGGGCCAACAAGUCCUUAUGGUCAAGCACGCCAUCUCCGAGAAAGGGAAAGAGAAGCAGCUUGAGAAGGAACUCCCUUGGCAGCUUAUACCACCAGAUGAAAGAGAGAUGUAUCGUGCAGCGGAAUUGAAACAAUGGGAGGAGCACGUGCAGUUUGAUGCCGUGCGGGCUUUGAGCGUCGAAGAGAGCAUCGAGGUCAUCAAGAAGGUCAAACCAGAGCGCAUCUUGAACUCCAGGUUUCUUUACAGAGACAAGAACUAUGCCAAGAGAAAGGCUGACCCCAGCGUUCCAGCAAAACCAAAAGCUAGGCUGUGUAUCGCUGGUCAGAAUGACCCCGACCUGGGCAAGGUGGAUAUGGUCACAGAUGCUCCAACGACGUCAAGGCAUUCCAUCAUCCUGGCACUACAGCUUGCGCUUUGCAGAUCAUGGCUGGUCAGUGUGGGAGAUAUUCGUGCUGCAUUCCUCAAUGGUAUUCAAGCGCCACGAGAGUUGUAUUUCCGCCAACCAAAACGUGGCAUCCCAGGACUUCGACCUGAACAAAUCAUCGAAGUGCUCAAAGGGGUGUUUGGACUUAGCACAAGUCCAAAAUUGUGGUGGAUGAAACUUUCUGGUGAUUUGAAAAAGAUGAAAAUCCACUUUGACGGGCACACCUUCCACAUUGUGCAGAAUGUCAUCGACCCUUGCGUAUUCCAAAUCAUCAACGACAAAGAACAAAGUGUGGCAGGGUUGCUCCUGACACAUGUGGAUGAUUUGAUGUUGAUGGCCGAACCCAACUUGGCUCGGCAUGUCCAAAGAAAGCUCAAAGAGAUGUUCCCAGUGGAUGAAUGGGAAGAGAACGACUUUGAGUACGUUGGCUGUGAAUAUCAUUGCUCGGCGGACAAGAUUGAGAUCACUCAAAAGAAUUACAUCGGCAACCGAGUGGAGAAGGUCACCAUUGGAGGGGGAAACAACGACGCUGAGAGUGCCUCCGUGGAGCAGGUGGAGGAGAAUAGAACGGUGAUAGGUUGCCUAUCAUGGCUGGCCAAGCAAACGAGGCCAGACAUUCAAUUUCAAGUUUGCCAAGCACAGAGAAAGCAACGGUCUCCAACCAUACAUGAUUUGAAGCAGACCAACAAAGCCGUCACGGACGCUCUCCAGUUCAAAGAUUGCGGGAUCACAUUACGCAAGAUCCCGGAAGACAACCUCUGCUUCAUAGCCUUCCACGAUGCGGCUUGGGGCAACACUGACCCAGACCAUGCAGCUCCGCAAGAUGAAGAAUGGCUGGGCGGACACCAGGUUGCAUCGCAACUUGGAUCGCUGAUCCUCCUAGCCGAUGAAAACUGCAUGGGACCCAACGGUGGAAAUUUUAGUCUGGUAGACUGGAAGAGCAAAGCCUCACAGAGGGUGUGCCGUUCAACUUUUGCGGGCGAGACAAUGGCCUGCUCAGAAGCGCUCGAAGGAGCACUCUUUUUGCGUGGACUCUUUACAUCCUUUGGGACUGGAGUUCGCGUUCCAGAUCAUCAAGGUGGAGCCUAUCAUCCGCUCCAUCUCAUCACCGAUUGCAGGAGCCUCUAUGAUCACAUUCAUCGCGAAGGGAUACCUCGUGCUCCAAGUGAGAAAAGAUUGGCGAUUGACCUUGCAGGUCUGAGACAGGCCUUGGUGAUUGAGGCCGAGCACCAGUGGCGUAAAAAGCACGGCGAUCCAUUCAAGCCUACUCCCGAAACUCCACUUCGACCUCCUUUGCACUGGCUUCCGACUCAAGAGCAAAUGGCUGAUCUGUUGACCAAGCGACUGAAGCCUGAUGAGUGGUGGGGUAGGAUUAACCAAGGAUGGAUGAGUCUUCCGCUGAAACAGCAUGCACAGGGAAGACAAAAUUUCCAGGAUUUGGUACCAGUGUAA
Messenger RNA from Cladocopium goreaui, 7350 nucleotides. NCBI's taxonomy places the organism in Eukaryota, Dinophyceae, Suessiales, Symbiodiniaceae. The record is from the annotation of a GenBank genome assembly.